UGAGUCAUGGCAAUUCUGCUCUGCAGCGUAUUUUUGUUGCGUUUCACUGAGAUUCUCUCUCUGAGCUUCGUCUUCUUCACUUUCAUCACCGGUAUAAGCUCCCUGAAAAUGUCAGACGCUGCAGGCCGAGGUUCGUCGUCCUUAGCGUCUUCCCGACUUCUUCGGCGGACUUAGCUGCCGACAUUUUGACAGUGAAAUUUGAGCAGAGACCUUUUACGGUGAAUGCGUAAGUACUCCGGGUUCGUGGGAUUAGUGGAGUUUUGGCGACCAUGGUUCUUGGUCUGCAGGGAAAGGCCAGGAAAAACAGCUCUGUUAAGCUUCGUUAUCUAAUCCACAUUCAGGAGAUCAAGCCCUGGCCUCCGUCACAGUCUCUCAAGUCGGUCCGCUCCGUCCUUAUCCAGUGGGAAAACGGGGAAAAGCAUAGUGGGUCGACAAGUUCUGUCAUUCCAUCUCUGGGCUCUGGCAUCAACGAUGGCAAGAUCGAGUUCAACGAGUCCUUUAGGUUACCCGUGACUCUACUGAAGGAUACCUCCGUCAAAUCAGGAGAUGGCGAUGCAUUCGAAAAGAAUUGCUUGGAGUUUCACUUGUAUGAGCCUCGUAGAGAUAGGACUUUGAAAGGCCAGUUGCUUGGUACCGCCUCAGUAGAUUUUGCGGACUAUGGUGUCAUCAAGGAUGCCAUAAGCAUUACUGCUCAAAUGAAUUGCCAGAGGAACUUUAGGAAUACGGCUCAACCUGUGCUGUAUGUUAAGAUUCAGCCUGUUGAUAAAGGUUCCUUAAGUUUUUCCUCAAAGGAAAGCUUGGAGAUGCAAUCAUCACUGGACAAGAAUGGCAGCGACUCUGUGGCAGCCUUGAUGAGAGAAGAAUAUGCAGCCGAAGAGGAAAUGACAUCUUUCUCUGAUGAUGAUGUUUCAUCCCACGCAUCAAUGACGGUUCCCUCUUCUCCUUCAAGAUCACCUCCUCAAAAUGAACAGAGCGGAUCUGUUGCCAUUAACGAGACCACUGUAAGGAUUGAGGAGAAUCACCUUUUAGCUUCAGAUCCAGUGUUGGAGCUCAGAAGAUCUGAUGUUACAUCAGAAGUUGCGCUUGCAGAAAACUUGCGACCAGCAGAGGACUUACUUCCGAGUUCUUCCCGCUCAUCAUCAUUUGACCUUUCUUCCGAUCCAGGGAGUUCAGACAACGGCAAUCCAUCUUCUAAUAGCUUCGGGAGGUUUAGUUCAAUGGCCUUCCCAAAAGCAGGCGGUCAUAGUGCUCAUUCUUCGAUCUCAUCCAUUGCCAUUGACCAAGCAGAGGAAGAGUCCAUUAAGGCUCUAAGUUACGGUAGUGAAAGUUUGACCCAAGAUGCUCAUGGAGAAUCUGAAUCAGGUGGUGAAACUCUACUAAAUUCUAAGGAUAUUCUGAUUACUUCUGCUAAAUUAACUCCUUUGGAUGAAAAUUUGGACAUCGUGGAUGAUACUGAUGCUCAGGUCAUUGACGGCGAUGAUAUGAAAUGUUCAAAAGUAGGUCAAGAUGAUGUUGGUAAAAAUUCAGCAACAGAUGGAAUUGGGGGAAGUGGGCGCUCAGAAUGUUACUUGGAAGAAGAAAAGGGUACUGUUGGAGAUGAUUCAGUUGAUGGACUUUCAGUUGAUGCUGCUAGCGAGCAGAGCUUUCUCGCGAAUGAUGAAUUUUCUUCUGGGGGAGAAAGCCAUGGACUAAAGGGACAUGUAAUUGACAGAUUAAGACAUGCAAAAUCUGUCCGUUCGCCUCCUGAAAUUACCAAGAGCAUAGGAACAGCAAGCGCUAACCUGAUAGCCGGUUAUAGUAAGGAAGGUGGUAUUAAACCAACUGGAGUGAGAAGCUUCAGAAGUAAUGAAAGAAGGGAUUCUAAGGUUUAUACUAAGGACACGAGAAGCGCACUUUUGGAAGCUAAAGUUCAGCAAUUGGAGCAGCGAAUCAAAAUGCUGGAGGGAGAGUUGAUUGAAUCGGCUGCAGUUGAGGUUGCUCUGUUUUCAGUAGUUGCGGAACAUGGUUCUGCUAUGGCUAAAGUCCAUGCUCCGGCUCGGCGGCUUUCUCGAUUAUAUAUUCACGCUUGUAGACAGCUUUCACGUUCAAGAAGAGCUAGUGCAGCUAGAAGCGCUGUUUCAGGGUUAGUGUUGGUUGCGAAAGCAUGUGGCAAUGAUGUGCCAAGGUUAAUGUACUGGUUGUCCAAUUCUGUUGUAUUAAGAACAAUAAUCAGUGAGAUGAUAGAAAAGACGAACCUGUCAGUUUCCUCAUCGACCCAGAGCAGCAAAGAUUAUGCUGGGAAGCAAAGUGCCGAGAUUCCAUCAUCGUUAAAAUGGAAGUCCUCUUCUCGUAGGAAUGGACAUGCGAAUGGUGGAACAGAGUGUAACUGGGAGGACCACAGUACAUUUGUAUCUGCAUUGGAAAGGGUUGAAGCUUGGAUCUUCUCCCGUGCAGUAGAGUCCAUGUGGUGGCAGACCUUGACUCCAUAUUUGCAGUCUCCUACUAUAAUGACCGUUAUCAUGGGUUCUAGCUUGAGUGAAAGUGGUAAAAGAGUAACUCACGAAGAUGUUCAAGGAGACAUUUCACUGGAACACUGGAAGAAAGCAUUUAGGGAUGCUUGUGAGAGACUUUGUCCUGUUCGAGCUGUAGGACAUGAAUGCGGCUGCUUGCCUAUGCUUGCAAGGCUGAUUAUGGAGCAAUGCGUGGGUAGACUAGAUGUGGCCAUGUUCAAUGCGAUUCUUCGUGAUUCUGCAAAUGGGAUCCUAAGUGAUCCAAUAUCUGACCCCAUCUCUGAUCCUAAGGUUCUACCUAUACCGGCAGGGAAAUCGAGCUUUGGCAUUGGUGCACAACUGAAGAACACGAUUGGGAACUGGUCAAGAUGGCUUACUGAUUUAUUUGGUGGAGAUGAUACUGAUCUAGCAGAAGAUGAGAGUGAAUAUGUUGAUGACGAGAGGAAAGACGGUUCCUUCAAGUCCUUCAAUCUCUUGAGCGCAUUGAGCGAUCUUAUGAUGCUGCCAAAGGACAUGCUUUUGAGUAGAUCUAUCAGGAAAGAGGUAUGCCCUACGUUUGCUGCUUCACUGAUCAAAAGGGUUCUCGACAAUUUUGUCCCAGAUGAGUUUUGCCCCGACCCCAUUCCAGACGUUGUGCUUGAAGCCUUGGAAUCUGAGGAUCACAGUUUGGAAGUUGAAGAAUCCGUUGCAGACUAUCCAUACGUUGCAGCGCCUGUGAUAUACACACCACCUUUGGCAUCUACUGUUGGUGGAAUUAUCGGGGAGGUUGUUGCAGAUUCUCAGCUUAGACGAUGUGGGUCGUCUGUGAUCAGAAAAUCAUACGCUAGCGAUGAUGAACUCGAUGAACUGAAUUCGCCCUUAGCUUCAAUCUUCAUAGAUGGUCCUCGGUCUUCUCCUGUUUUGACCAAGCCUAGUUGGACAUCGAAGCAAAAUGCAAAUCAAAAUACCACCAGGUACGAUCUCCUUCGGGAGGUGUGGACGAACUGUGAAUAAGUGCAGCAUCAGCCGCUUUCUACACGGGUGAUUGACCCCUGAACAAACCACUCCAGUCUCUGCUUUUGUUCAUGCUGUAUAUAUCUUUCGCAAUUUUGGUCACACGUUGUGAAACAAGUGAGAAACGACCGGGCGGUUCCUGGAUCAUCUGGAGAACUCGCAGAAAAAUCAGUUAUGGAUGCAUGGAACUUCUUAAAGAAUAAUCUGCUUGUGUUCAAUAAAGUGUAACUCAUCAUUCUUA
Messenger RNA from Rhodamnia argentea, 3723 nucleotides. RefSeq lists its product as uncharacterized. Lineage: Eukaryota; Viridiplantae; Streptophyta; Magnoliopsida; Myrtales; Myrtaceae. The transcript has 9 exons. The record is from RefSeq and is a predicted model, not a curated record. Gene Ontology annotation, cellular component: nuclear pore. The coding region runs from base 270 to 3482 and encodes 1070 amino acids.